Morchella sextelata is the source of this 1962-nucleotide messenger RNA. RefSeq lists its product as uncharacterized. Gene Ontology annotation, cellular component: nucleus; replication fork protection complex. Lineage: Eukaryota; Fungi; Ascomycota; Pezizomycetes; Pezizales; Morchellaceae. Gene Ontology annotation, molecular function: DNA replication origin binding; single-stranded DNA binding. The transcript has 3 exons. The coding region runs from base 1 to 1962 and encodes 653 amino acids. Gene Ontology annotation, biological process: DNA replication initiation; DNA replication. The record is from RefSeq and is a predicted model, not a curated record.
AUGUCUUCAAACAAAGAUAUUGUUUGGCCUCCUCAAACAACCGAAGAUGUGCUAAUGCUAACCCCGCGCAAACACCGUCCAGAGGCCCCCUUCUCGCCCUCGCCCCUGCGCAAAAACUCCCUCCCCUCCCCCUUCGACGGCGCAAACUCCGACAACUCGGACGAUGAGGACGAGGACGAGGAGAUGCUGAAGCUGAAGCUCGCGGCGCUGGAGGCGAAGCUGAAGCUGAAGCAAUUGCAGAAGCGGCGGAAGGCUGCGGAGGGUGGGGUAGCUGAUAGCGCAAGAAAGCCCAGUACCUCUUCGACCCGAAAUCGCUCGGGGUCGCUUGUCCAGGUGCCGCAGUCACCCGUCAAGAGCUCGGCUGUCAAGAAUGCGGACCCGCCGAUGCCGAAAUCGCCGAGUCGGGUGUUGCUGGGUAUCGAUAAGGGCCUCCGGGGGGCUGAUGUGUCGCUGCGUCGGCCGCCGCCGUACAGGGCGGUUAAUACUCGGGCCACGUCGCCGUCUGAGCAGCCCCGGAAAACGUACAGUGAGCGCAUUGCGGAGGAGCGGGCGAAGGAGAAGUCGAAGGCUGAGCGGCAGAAGGUGGUCGAGAAGUCCCGGUCAAUGGGGUUCAAUUUCGACCCUAUCGCUACCACAUUUACUGCUGGAGGUAGGGGAGGGCCUGAUCCGUUUGUUGAGGCUUCGCGUGCACCAACUGUGGCCCCUGAGAGUACGGAGCCGACAGAAACGGGUGGGUUCGAUAGUUUCUCGGGCCUGCACUUGUCUUCGCGGCUGAUACCGCAUUUGACGUUGACACGCCAUCUGUCGCCGACAACUAUCUACCUUCUCCCCAAUCUUCUCAAGGAAGUUAAAGGCCCUGAUUUUGAGCCCCCAGAUAUCGAGGGCGACUGGGUCGUGCUGGCAACCAUCUGUUCAAAAUCCGAACCUCGCGAGGUCGGCCAGAACACCAAUUCCAAGAAGGGGACCGGAAAGUACAUGGUCCUCACACUAACAGAUCUCAAGUGGGAGAUUGAGUGUUUUCUCUUUGGCAGCGGCUUUGACAAGUUCUGGAAGCUCCCCGUAGGUGCCGUGGUAGCCAUCAUGAACCCCGGAAUCAUGAAGCCGCGGGUCGCCGACACGGGGCGAUUCUCGCUCACACUCAAUGAUUCCAGCGACACGCUACUAGAGAUCGGCCGGGCACGCGAUCUGGGCUUCUGCAAGGCCAUGAAGCGGGAUGGCAAGAUAUGCGGGAGCUGGGUCGACAAGCGGCACACGCACUACUGCGCGUUCCACAUCGAGGCCGGGGUCAAGAAGGCGCGUGUUGGGCGUGCCGAGGUCAACUCGAUGGGGAAGCUCUUUUCUCCACCAAAGAAGGGUAGCGUCCGCCCGAGGCGAUUUCUCGGUGGUCGCGGCGGCGGGAGGGAUAAUGGAUUGCUGCAUGAGGGCGCGCUUACAGAUCUCCCGCAGCGGGCAGGGGGCGCAGGAGGGAAGGUCUUUGUGGCCCCGGGUAGAUCAGCGACAAGGCUCCUGGAUGAUGAGUAUGAUGGCAUGCACAGGGGUAGUCGGGAAGAGAGGCUGCAGAAGCGCCUCGCGGAGGCGGAGAAGGAGAGGCAGAUGACUAGAAGAAUCAUUGAGAGCCAGGGCCGUGAUGGCGGCGUGGGUGUGGACUACCUAAAACUAAGUGUGGAUAGGUUUGAUCUCAAUUCAAGACCGUCAACUGCGAACUCCGUCAAUAGCUCACAGAAUACAUCGGUAGACAGCUUAACAUCGCUCCUUCUCCGCUCCAAGGGCGUGACAGCGCAAUCAGUGUCCCUGAGCCCCAUCAAGCGAAAACGGCCCGAAAGCCAGAUGAGCAGAGACAUGAGCCCGGAGAAGGGUGCAACCAAGCGGACACGGUUCGCGCUGCCGGGACUGGAAAGCACCUUUCGGGACGACCCGUUUGUAAGAGAUGUCGACGAAGACGACGAUUUGAUUAUUGUUUAA